CAUCGGCCCCACGUGUGAACUUCGGACGGCGCUAGUCAACCACAACGCCAUCGCUGCUCCGGGAAAGAGCUUCUUGUUGGACUGACUUUCAACACAUACAAUCAUCACACACAAAAAUGGCCUCCCUUGCCCGCCGUCCUCCUCUCCUCGUCCCAGCUGUGGCCCGGCACACGGCCACCGUCAUCUUCAUCCACGGCCUUGGCGACACUGGCCAUGGCUGGGCUUCGGCCGUUGAGCAAUGGCGUCGCCGCCAGCGCCUUGAUGAGGUCAAGUUCAUCUUGCCUCAUGCGCCUUCGAUUCCCAUCACUGCCAACUGGGGCAUGAAGAUGCCUGGUUGGUAUGACAUUUUCGCCAUUGAUGGCAGCGCAGAAGCCCUCCGCCGCAACGAGGAUGAGGCUGGCAUCCUAACCAGCCAAGCUUACUUUCACGAUCUGAUCCAGAAGGAGAUCGACUCAGGCAUCCCGGCCGACCGCAUCGUCAUCGGCGGCUUCAGCCAGGGCGGCGCCAUGGGCCUGUUCAGCGGCCUCACUGCCAAAUGCAAGCUGGCCGGCAUUAUCGCCUUGUCCUCGUAUCUCCUCCUCAGCCUCAAGUUCGCCGAGCUCGUGCCCAAGCCCGAGUUCAACAAGGAGACGCCCAUCUUCAUGGCCCAUGGCGAUGCGGAUCCGGUUGUCAACUAUAAGUUGGGCACGAUGACCCGUGACUUGCUCAAGGAGAUGGGGUACAAAGUCAAGUUCACGACGUAUCCGGGUAUGGGUCACUCUGCUUGCCUAGAGGAGUUGGAUGCGAUCGAGGAUUUCUUGACCGAGAGACUGCCCAAGGUGGCUGAUAAGUCGGAGCAGAAGUCCGAGCUAUAGGUCCAGUCUUUUAUGGUGAAUAUGCUAGCGUUACUUGCUUCAAAUACAGCCUUGCUUGUUCUUUUGUCGGAUAUCCUCAUAUAUAGGUAUAUACUCUGAUACAGCCUGGGUACAUGGAGGUAUUUUGGAU
This is a messenger RNA of Neurospora tetrasperma FGSC 2508, 984 nucleotides long. RefSeq lists its product as uncharacterized. Gene Ontology annotation, molecular function: carboxylic ester hydrolase activity; palmitoyl-(protein) hydrolase activity. Gene Ontology annotation, cellular component: cytoplasm. Bases 117 to 854 code for a protein of 245 amino acids. The record is from RefSeq and is a predicted model, not a curated record. The transcript is spliced from 3 exons. Lineage: Eukaryota; Fungi; Ascomycota; Sordariomycetes; Sordariales; Sordariaceae. Gene Ontology annotation, biological process: protein depalmitoylation.